Molecule: messenger RNA, 1520 nt
Organism: Hypomesus transpacificus
Lineage: Eukaryota; Metazoa; Chordata; Actinopteri; Osmeriformes; Osmeridae
Gene: dclk1a
Product: doublecortin-like kinase 1a
Exons: 8
Coding region: 181-1479 (432 amino acids)
Biological process (GO): photoreceptor cell development; axoneme assembly; intracellular signal transduction
Cellular component (GO): axoneme
Source: RefSeq, a predicted model, not a curated record
GCCACUGCUGGCUGAGAUAACGGAAGGGACACUAGGUGUCAACAGCUUAUCUUUCUUCUGAAAUCUUUUUUUUAACUUAUCUGGCGAAUUGGAUAAUCAGUAAUACUGGAGGUGACCGUCGCCGAACCGUUAGUGUACCGUGUAGAUAGUAGAGCUGUGCUCGUGACCUUCGAGAGAGACAUGGAGCUGGAACAUUUUGACGAUCGGGACAAAGCCCAACGGCAUGCCCGCGGCAGCGGAAGGAUGAAUGGGGUACUGAGUCCAACACACAGCGCUCACUGCAGCCUUUUCCGGACCCGUACCUUGAAGACCCUUACUUCGGAGAAGAAGGCUAAAAAAGUCCGUUUCUACCGCAACGGAGACCGGUAUUUCAACGGGAUAGUCUAUGCCAUCUCCACAGACAGGUUCCGGUCUUUUGACGCGCUGUUGGCUGACCUCACCCGCUCCCUGUCGGACAAUGUGAACCUACCCCAAGGCGUGCGGAUCAUUUAUUCAAUUGACGGCUCCAAAAAGAUCACCACUAUCGACCAGCUGGUGGAAGGUGAGAGCUAUGUAUGCGGCUGCAUCGAGGUUUACAAAAAACUGGACUACACCAAGAACGUCAACCCCAACUGGUCGGUCAACGUCAAGGCCUCGGCCGCGGCCGCCCGUGGGCCCCUCUCCCUGGGCAGCGCCAAAGCCGGGCCCCCCGAGAACCGCGAGAACAAGGACUUCAUCCGGCCCAAGCUGGUGACGGUGGUGCGUAGCGGCGUGAAGCCCCGCAAGGCCGUUCGAAUCCUGCUCAACAAGAAGACGGCCCACUCCUACGAACAGGUCCUCACCGACAUCACGGACGCCAUCAAGCUGGACUCUGGGGUGGUCAAGAAGAUCUACACGAUGGAGGGGAAACUAACGGGAAGCAGUGACGACCAGGAGGUUCUGUUUGACCAGAUUCUGAUGGGACAGCUGGAGUUCCCCCUCCCGUACUGGGACAACGUCUCAGAGACAGCCAAGGACUUGAUCCGGUCCAUGCUGGAGGUGGAGGUAGACCAGAGAUACACUUCCCUGCAGGUGCUGGAACACCCCUGGGUCAAUGAUGAUGGUCUGUCGGAGAAUGACCACCAGCUCUCGGUAGCGGGGAAGAUCAAGAAGCACUUUAACACCGGCCCCAAGACCAGCGACACAGACGCCGGGGUGUCAGUCAUCUCGACCACCGCUCUUGAUAAGGAGGGGCAGGUUCUCAGACGAGGACGCCACCAGGAUGUGAGGUCGCAGCAGUUGCCGAUGACGACGACGACGACGACCAAGAUGGAACCACCCAGUUGCCUCCCUGGCCUGCUCUUGGCCCCCUCCUGUCGAAGCCCUCCCCCAGGGCCCGGCGCCGACCCCUCCCCCAGCCCCAGCUCUGACCACUCCCCCAGCCCCAGCCUCCCCUCGGACUCGGAUGACGUCUCCCUCAGCUCAGCCAGCACUGUCCGCACUCCCACCUCUCCCUUCUAGAACAGGGGGAGGAGGGAGAGGAGGAGGAGAGAAAGAGGGAG